AUAAAUAGAAUGGUUAAAUUUAUAUGUUAAACUUUAACAGCAAUAAGUGAGAACACUGUUUUAUGUAACACUGUUUUAAGGAUAUCAUUAUUUCAAACUCUGGUUGAUAGAUAUGGUCAGAUAUGUAGCUUAUAUAGAACGGAAGCUACAUCACAGGAGUUUAAUUUGGAAAACGAUUUUUGUACUAUUGUUGAAUUGAUAUAAAGUUUGACUUUAUGUAACUUUAAAGAGGGAGACAAACCAAAAUGGCUACUGGCGCACAUCACGUCGACACAUCGGAUGAGAUAUUUGAUUUCACAUGUUCACCUUGCUCGGAACAGAACAAAAAUAGGGAAGCUGUAAGAUAUUGCGUGGAAUGUCAGGAUUAUUACUGUCAAUCAUGUACGGACAUGCACAAGAUGUUUCCCGCAAUGAGAGGACAUAAGCUUCUCCAUACAGCCGACUAUAGCUCGUCAAGUCAUCACCCAGGUCUUCCCCCGGUGCCGACGGAAAGAUGUAACAACCAUAAGACAAAGUUAAUAGACAUGUAUUGUUGGGGUCAUGAUGAAGUCUGUUGUACAUCGUGUGUAGCUGAAAAUCACAGGUCAUGUGAUUCAGUAACAAGUAUAACAGAUGUCAUUAAGAAGAGCGCAGCGAGCAAAGAAACAGAUACACUAAUCCAAGAACUUAACACACUGAUUAAUGUCUGCUCAGAAAUCAAAACGGCCAAAGAAACAGAUUUGUCAGAAAUAAAUCUAGCAAAGGAAAGGGCCAUUGGUGAAAUUGAAAAGCACAGAAAGGAGAUAGAUACUCUUCUUGAUGAGCUUGAAAAUGCUUCAAAAACGAAAAUUGAAAAUGAAUACAAGAAGCUUUUGGAUGAAUCUUCAAAUGUGAAGCAGAAAAUAACAGAGUAUGAAAGCAGACUGCAGAAACGUGUUUCCGCUCUGCAAUCGCCGGUAAGUAACAAAGCACAAAGAUUUGUUUCUGAGAAACUCGGACACAAAGAUCUCGUUGAAAUAUCUGAAGUUGCAUGCACGUUUUCAAGAGAAAAUAAAACAUUAUUUGAGUUUUAUGGUGACCUAAAACUUGUUAAAGUGUUUUCGGAGAUGGAGUCAUUGGGAGAGGUCAAACGACAUGUUAAAUGCCACGGUGCACCAGUCAAAACAUGUUAUGAAAUAAAAAAGACAUAUGAACAAAAUGUAAAUAUUCCGAGUGACAAAGGUACAUGUGACAUUUGGUCCUGUUGUUUUGAUGAUAAGAGAAACUUGCUUCUGACUGAUUGGACUAACAAUGCCAUAAAACGAGUGAACUUACAAACAGAAUCGGUCACUGACAUCUGUAGUAUGCCUGACCGUCCAAGAGCAGUAUGUUGUGUUAACAAGGAAGAAGCUGCUGUUAGUCUGACUAACAGAAGUAUCCAGUUUAUCUCCAUUCGUGAUCAGAUGAAGAUUACAAGACAAGUUAAACUUGUCCACCCAUGCUGGGGCAUUGCCUAUAAUGAGGGAAAUAUGUAUAUCACUGAUGGAUACAAAAAUCUGUAUAUUUAUAACUUAUCUGGAAAACUCAUCAAGGUUGUUAACCAUGAUAAUAAAGGGAAUGAUAUAUUUUUCCAGACCAGACAUGUUACUUUCGAUAGAUGUAGCGAAAACGUGUACGUUACUGACAACAGAAACGAGCUUGUUUCUUUCAAUAAGGAAGGUAAAUAUAUCUCCAGUAUAACUGAUGGAUUACUUGAUACAGCAGUAGGUGUAUGUUCCGACGGAAGAGGAAGUGUCUUUGUUGGUGGGUAUGGCUCCAAAAAAGUGAUUCAUGUUGGAGCCGAUGGUCAGAUACUUGGUGAGGUUGUAGGAAAGUCGCACAGGUUGGGUUCUAUUUGCUCAGUAUGUUUUGAUGAACAUCAUAAACGACUAGUCGUUACCAUCAGCAACAGCGACAAGAUUCACAUAUUUGAUCUAAAGUAAGCGACUAGACAUUACCAUCAGCAACAGCGACACGAUUCACGUAUUUGUUGUAGAGUGAGGUCUAAAAUAUAUCCCGUUUAUUAUCAUCAGUGCUUGGUUCAUUUGGCGUUCUGCCAGGUUUGCUCCAGAAAAAAAGGCUAGAAAGAGAUCGGUGUGAGCAUUAACUUAUAUUCAUAACGCUGACAGACCAUGAUAACCAUAAACUGCGACAGCAUUUUGGAAUCGAUUCAUUUAUCUAAGGUCCAAUAUAGUUGACGUUUAUGACAUUUGCAAAGUGAUAUUCACUUUUGACAGUACGUAGUAUGUAGAUAAUUGCCCUACUUCACUUUAAUAGCAAGAACUACGACAAAAACACGGUGAAAAAAGUUCUAACAAAUGUAUAUCACGAAAAAAUACUUAUCAUCUAUACUUUGCAAAAUGUAAUGGUCAUCUGUGUAGUUCAUUAUGCCACUGAUUUUGUGCUGUCUAUGACAUGUAAAUAUUAUAUUGUAUAAAAAUGUAAACAAGUAUAAUACUAGUAUUAUAAAAUAAU
Mercenaria mercenaria is the source of this 2472-nucleotide messenger RNA. Its product is annotated as E3 ubiquitin-protein ligase TRIM33-like. Gene Ontology annotation, biological process: positive regulation of DNA-templated transcription. The transcript is spliced from 2 exons. Gene Ontology annotation, cellular component: nucleoplasm; chromatin. The coding region runs from base 246 to 1940 and encodes 564 amino acids. Gene Ontology annotation, molecular function: zinc ion binding; ubiquitin-protein transferase activity. The record is from RefSeq and is a predicted model, not a curated record. NCBI's taxonomy places the organism in Eukaryota, Metazoa, Mollusca, Bivalvia, Venerida, Veneridae.